AUGGCAUCAACACAUCUCACUCUCAUCCCUUCCAAUCCUCAAUCAACAAUCAUGCAAUCCAGCAUCGUCCUCGUUUGUGCCGUCGCCGUCGUCUUCGUUCAACAGAUCUCAACCACUUGCACCAUCAUGGCUCCAAAUGUGCUCAAGUCAUCGCUCAAGAACGGAUCAACUGGACCCGACCUUGGCCUUGGCUGCCCGAGUGGUGGAGUGUGCUUCAACCUGGACGGGACCGAUCAGUGCUUUGAGUGCAAGGACACCUCGAUCAAUUGUGCCUCGUGGAACACGAAUGGCAUCUGUGCCUCCUCGUUCUACACCGAGCAGUACAAGAAGUCGUAUUGCCCGAAAACGUGUGGAUACUGCACUGGUGUUGCAAAA
Mesorhabditis belari is the source of this 375-nucleotide messenger RNA. The record is from the annotation of a GenBank genome assembly. Lineage: Eukaryota; Metazoa; Nematoda; Chromadorea; Rhabditida; Rhabditidae.